Ctenopharyngodon idella (grass carp) is the source of this 5536-nucleotide messenger RNA. RefSeq lists its product as uncharacterized. Bases 1723 to 2667 code for a protein of 314 amino acids. The transcript has 2 exons. The record is from RefSeq and is a predicted model, not a curated record. NCBI's taxonomy places the organism in Eukaryota, Metazoa, Chordata, Actinopteri, Cypriniformes, Xenocyprididae.
AACAGCUGUUCAGACCGUGUGCUUCUCCCUGCCCUCGUUACACGGGUGGGAUACACACAAGCUCUGUGUUGUUUGUAUGGGAGCGGAACAUGCCCAGGCAGCCCUCAAGGGGGUUCUCUGUGAGCAUUGUGAUAAGAUGUCACUUAAAACUCUCCGCUCCCGCUGGCCGCUCUUUGAGGAGGGCACUUCGGCUUGCAUUCUUCGUGGUUCGGGUGGCAACUCAGAUCAUGGGGUUCACAGAUGGACCUGGUAGAGGUGUUGGAGACGUGCCCAGCCCUUUCUCUGCUCUCACCUGCCAGGUCCAGUGCCUUUUCCCAGGAGGAAGAACGAGCUGCGCAUAGGUGCAGGAAGUGGGGGUGCUGGAGAUGCUGCAGCACCCCCUGUUUUCACAGGACAGUAAAUGCAAUGCAAUUUUUUGUUCAGUUAGCCUACAUUUAUUCAUUUUUAUCAUUAAAUAAUUUGUUUGUAAUAAACACUUUAAAUGGGCUAUAAAAAUGUUGUUGUUGUUGUUUUUAAAGAAGAUCUAAUAAAAACGCUUUAUAGGCUCAAGCAUAGGCAGAGUUUCCAAUAACGUGUUUUGCAGCGUUGAGCAAUGUAGCCAAUCACAGACAAAUCUUUUGAUUUCUGGAACGCAAUGAGAUGUUCCACUCACCACUCAAAACGCCGGCGUUUUUGUUUAGCGCUGAAUGCUUUGCAUGCUGGCAAAUCCUGAUUAAAAAAGUGUAGACAUUAUUAUAAAAGAAUCAUUGUGCAGUUAUUGAAGCGUUGUGAGAUCAAGACAAACUUUCAUCUUUUUAGUGAUUAUAAAGGAACACUCGUGCGCAUUCUGCCAUGCCAAAUCAUGCACGCAGCACUGCCUAUGCUUGCUUUUAUGUUUCUGAUUGUUGUUGAUACUUUAAUAACAAAUAUUAUAAUGUAUCACUGUUUAUGCUGGGAUCUGUAGGUUGUGGCUAGGGCUAGGCGACAUGUAACUUAAAAGUGUAACAUGGAAAUCUCGGAUGUACUGAAAAAAAAAACGUUUUAUACUUUUUAUUUGUUAAACGCUGCGGCUAAUGUAUUUCCCGGGUGCAGUCAAAUGUCCUGGUGAAUGGGCUAUGCAGUGUUCUUAGCUAUUUUUUUUUUUUCUUUUUUCUCAGCGAUAUGCUUGUUGUUUCCUGGAGUUUUGAUGUGUUUUAUAUACUUAAUAAAUGCUUCUUUUGAUUAAGUAUAUAAAAUACGCACGCACAGCACACCCAACCUAAAACAUCUUCCCGCGCCCCUGGCACUGCAGUUUCUUCCUCCCCGGGUUGAGGCACCAAUGCUUCACGUAUCCAGCUCUGAGGACUUGGAUGUCGUGAGUAUCGAUGCAGAGGAUAUGCAUGGUUCGCCACUUCAUACCCCUGCUUAUGAGGAGUUGGAGGUUGUGACUCGUGCUGUUGCCAAAUUAAAUAUCGACUGGCCAGCCGAGAAGCAAGAAGUUCAACAGAGGAGUGAACUGGAUGAACUCUUUUUACCAUCCAGAUCACAACCUCCUUGUCUGGGAUUGCCAUUCUUUCCCGACCUCCACACUGAGGUGUUGAGGUCGUGGGAUAAACCAGCAUCAUAUCAUGAUUUCAACCCCCAAACAACUAAUUAUUCUAACAUUAUGGGGCUGAAACAUUAUGGCUAUGCGGCGAUUCCCAGGGCUGAAGAGAAGGGGCUAUCUAUCUCUCCCCUGAGUCAGCAUCAUCGCCAAAAUCCACGAUGUUACCCACCAAGCCUCUUAAGACCACUUCAGCGCUGGUGGGUAAAGUGUACUCGGCUUCAGGUCAGGCCGCGGCGUGUCUGCACACAAUGGUGAUUAUGCAGGCAUACCAGACCAACCUGUUAAAGGAUACUGAUGAGUGGUCAGUGACCAGUGGCGCCAGGCUUCUGAGGGUUGUCCCCUCCAGGGAGAAACAGAGUUCACCUCAUUAUACAGUGCUGCAUAUAAUAGAAAAGGGCUACAGAAUUCUGUUCGGGUUUCGCCCGCCCAGAUUCAACGGGGUCCUCUCUACGGUAGUGGACCCAGAGCAGUCUCUGGUUUUGGAACGGGAAGUUCUGACGCUCUUGCGAAAAGGGGCCAUAGAACGGGUUCCCCCUCCCAGCAAGCUGUCAGGAUUUUACAGCCACUACUUCAUUGUUCCAAAAAAGGAUGGAGGGUUGCGUUCUAUUCUAGAUCUGUGCUGUCUAAAUCGCACAGUUCAAAAGCUAAAGUUCAAGAUGCUUAAACUCAAACGGAUUGUGUCACAAGUCAGGUACGAGGACUGGUUUCAAUCUCAAGGAUGCGUACUUUCAUGUAUCCAUCCAUCCAUCCAUCCACAACAAAUUUCUGAGGUUUGCUUUCGGGGGCGAAGCAUAUCAAUAUUGGUUACUUCCUUGCGGCCUAGGAUUAUCACCAUGCACUUUCACGAAAUGGAUGCAGCUCUGGCUCCUCUGAGACUCCAGGGCAUUCGCGUAUUAAAUUACAUCGACGAUUGGUUGAUUUUAGCUCAAUCCAAGCUCAUGGCGGUUCACAAUCGAGAUGUCGUUCUCGCUCAUAUGCGAAAGCUGGGGUUGAGGCUAAACACCAAGAAUAGUGUGCCACUUUUCUGCCCGUGGUUUGGGAUUCGACGACGAUGCAGGCUCAUCUUUCUCCUGCUCGUAUUGCAUCGAUUCUCUCAGCUGUAAAUGCGAUAAAACUAGGCCAGUCACUCACUGUAAAACAGUUUCAGAGACUGUUAGGUCUGAUGGCAGCAGCAUCCAACAUGAUACCUUUUGGCCUGCUGUACAUGAGACCUUUGCAGUGGUGGCUCAGGACCAAGGGAUUCCCCCUGAGAGGAAAUCCGUUUUGCAUGAUCAAGGUCACGUGGCGAUGCCUUCCUUAGUCGUGGAAAAAACCUUGGUUCCUGUGUUGGGAGCUCCUUGUCAUCACUUAACGCUAACAACGGAUGCAUCUUUCACAGGUUGCGGGGGCGAUCAUGAGUGGAAGCUCGGCUCAGAGUCUGUGGCAGGGUCAUCUUCUUUCCUGGCACAUAAAUCGGCUGGAGAUGAUGGCUGUGUUUCGAGCUCUCAAACACUUCCUCCCAGACCUGAGGGGCCAUCAUGUGUUUGACCGUACGGACAAUACAUCGGUGGUCUCCUACAUCAACCACCAGGGGGGUCUGAGGUCAAGCCAGCUUUGCAAGCUGGCCCAUUAGGUCCUCCUGUGGGCCCAGGGAAAGUUGCUCUCACUGAGGGCAUUGUACAUUCCAGGGCAUCAAAAUCAGGGAGAAGACGUCCUGUUGAGGCAGGGGCUGAGGCCCGGGGAAAGGAGACUCCACCCCAAGGUGGUGGAGCUCUUGUGGGAGAAAUUUGGUCGUGCAGAAGUAGACCUGUUCGCAUCUCUAGGGACAACUCAUUGUCCAUUGUGGUUCUCCCUCACGCAUCCAGCUCCUCUCGGACUGGACGCUAUGGUGCAGAUGUGGCCAAGGCUGCGUCUGUAUGCAUUUCCCCUGAUCGCUCUGCUUCCGAGAAUUCUGGAGAGGGUUCGCCAGGAUGGGGUUCAUCUCCUAUUAGUAGCCCAAUUCUGGCCGGCCAGAGUAUGGUUUUCAGACCUGCACUGUAAAAAAAUCCCUAAAAUUUACAUGGAAAUUUAACAGCAAAAUGCUGUUUUCAUGUAAUAACAGCAAGUUGCUGUUUUUUUGCGGUGCAUUAUGGGAGAACUUGGUCGCUUCAAGUUGCGUGUUGAGCAGCGACAGUAUGGUACUGUUAUUUAACAGUAUAAUACCAUAUUUUCCCAUGUACACAUGCGUAAAGGAAGACAUUUUAGUUUAUCUGCAUGUUGUGCACGAGAUAGUUUUGCAACUCUGCUGAUUAUUGUUUAUUUGUAAAGUACCUUUUGAAAAUUACAUUAAAUAUAGUGAUUUAAAUCAGAUGAAGCGACCAUGCAUUUUAAUUGGCAAGAAACCACAGGAGCAUGAGCCCAUUGUACAGACUGUCAUCACAUCACACACAAACCGGUAAGAAAAUUUUAUCCAACCUGAACAUUUUCCUAAUCUAUAUCUGAGUAAAAGAUUAGUGUGGAAUGUUAUUGUUUUUUUGUUUUUUCUUGUGUGGUUACAAUUUUAGCAUGAGAUUCAAACUGUCCACUAUCUGCUGCUGAUAUUUGUUAUUUUUCUGUAAGUUACAGAGCAAGUGUAAAUGGAUGACAGACAGCAUGUUUUAAUCAUGAAAAAUAAACCGAGUAAGAUACAACAGCAUUGUUAGCUUGUUAGCAUACACUCAGAAUGCAUUUGGUUAAUUUACUACCAUCACACGGUUUGCAACGGACACAUGUCCCAAUCUUUAUCUGAGCAAAAGAUGUGUAUGAACAAAAUUCAUAAUUCUUCUGUGAUUACUGUGAAUGUGCAUAUUCAAACCAUUGGUGGCGUGUUUGCAGAAAUAGCGGCAUGACAGAUGGACGAUUUUUUUAUUUUUUAUUUUUGAGACUUUAUUUUAUUUAAUUUUUAUUUUAUUUAUUUAUUUAUUUAUUUUAUUUAGUUUUUUGUGUGUGUGUGUGUGGGUGGGGGGGGGGGGGUCUCUCUAAUUAGUUAACUAGAGAAGCUAUCCAUUCUUUACAUUAUGUUUUCCUUGUCCUUGUAGUUCAACUAGUGAACUGGCUGACUUUGUAGAAAAGCAAAGGUCUCAUUCUUUAAAAAAAAAAUGUAAGUUUGCCUAUUGUUUUGUCAUACAGACACCUACAUAGUAAUCAUUCACCUAAAAAUGGUAACGUUAGUUAUCUCAUCUUUUUCUCAACUUCAUGCUGUCUCAAACUCGUAGGACUUUCUUUUGGAGGACAAAUGAAGAUAUUGUAAUGGAGAAAUGAUGUCUGUUUGCCCAUACAAUGGAAGACCAAUGGGGACCAAACAUUCAAGCUCCAAAAGGAACAUAAAGGUACGAUUAAAGAUCGAUUUUGUCUGAUGUCAAAAUAUCAAACCAAAGGACAACAAAUUAGAGACUGCAACUGCAAGAUGUUACUUGUAAAAAAAUGCAUUUUCACCAAAAAUAAAUUGAAUCACAAAACUGGCUAAACCACGUGAUUAAUUGCCUUUAUUCUGCAUUUACUGUAUGUCUAUUGGUAUUUGAAAGUUUGAUCCCCAUUUUCUUUUGCAUUGUAGAGACAAACAGACAUUUCAUCUCCAUUAAAUAAUCACCUAUUGAAUCAUCACAGUUCAAAUCAGCAUAAGGGUGAGUAAAUGAUAAAAAAAAUUAUAUUUUUUGAAUUUCUGUUCUGCAUACAAUAGGCCUAUUGUCUUUGUAAAUAAUAGUAAAUAAAAGUAGCACAUUGAGUAAUUUUAUUUAUUUAUUUAUUUUGUCAUUUGCAGAUACUGUCAGCCAUCUUAAAUUGUUUUUUUUUUUACUAAUAGAUGUCUGCCACUCCUUCUGACCUUGAGAAGAUGGAUAAACUGCCUUUGACUUAUUGCUUGAUCCUUCUUAAUACUUUAUUGGAAUAAAUCCAGAAAAGAGGAUAAAAGCUGCAUGGAGAAAAGAGGUGUCUAAAAUAACUUGAAAAACUGCAGAAGAAGACCAAGAUGAAAAA